CCACUGAUAUAACUGCAUUUCAUUUAGCUGUGUUCCAGUGUAUAUCUCUGCAACAGGGGUAUUUACUUCAGAUUUUCAAGUCAUGGCAUUUCCAACGAAAAAAAGCGUGCUUCUGUUGAUUUCUUGCUGCCUGGUGUUAGAAGGCGUCAAAGCACUCGGUUUCAAGACUGGGAAAGACAACAUAACUACCAUCACACCGGGACUGUUUGCUUGCAAGGUGAUCUACUAUCCAAGUCCCUUCUACGGCGGACAGCAAGUAACGGUUCUCGCGUCAGUUGGCCAUACCGCACAGAACCAAGCGCCUCGGAACGGCGCUGUAGUCUGGGUUGAAGCUGUUACAGCAAGUGAAUUCACAGCUUGUGUCCUUGAAUUCGGAAAUGGGUCCAACAAGACGGUGGAGGUAAAUUGGUUAUCCUUCCAGGCUUCACUGCGUGGAUCUCAGAUUGGUACUACAUCUUUAAAUUCCUGGACAACUGGGACGAAAUGCGAGAGGAUCGAUUUUCAGCAGGUAAGCAUUGCAAUUUCCUUCUGUUUUCAGCUGAUUAUUUUUUCUCAACAAAAUAAAUGUUAGCUUAAGCAGAAUCUGUGAUUAGAAAGGUUGCAGAACAUUUAUAUUUUCGUAACGUUUCCUCACCUAUU
This is a messenger RNA of Orbicella faveolata, 639 nucleotides long. RefSeq lists its product as uncharacterized. Gene Ontology annotation, molecular function: calcium ion binding; protein binding. NCBI's taxonomy places the organism in Eukaryota, Metazoa, Cnidaria, Anthozoa, Scleractinia, Merulinidae. The record is from RefSeq and is a predicted model, not a curated record. Gene Ontology annotation, biological process: cell-cell junction maintenance. Gene Ontology annotation, cellular component: membrane.